AUGGGUAAAUUUCCUACCUCCUCCGCCACCGCCGGGUUUAAGCUGGUGGGCUACAACAACUUCGUGCGUACCAAUCCCAGGUCAGAUUUCUUCUCAGUGAAGCGCUUUCACCAUGUAGAAUUCUGGUGUGGCGAUGCCACCAACACCUCCAAGCGCUUCUCGUGGGGUCUCGGUAUGCCACUUGUCGCCAAAUCUGACCUCUCCACUGGAAACUCCGUCCACGCCUCCUAUCUCCUCCGCGCCGGAAACCUCCAAUUCCUUUUCACUGCCCCUUACUCUGCCUCCAUCUCCGCUCCUUCCUCCGCCGCAAUUCCCAGCUUCUCUGCCUCCAACCACCACUCUUUCACCUCAACACACGGGCUUGCCGUCCGGGCCAUAGGCAUUGAGGUUCAAGAUGCCUUCUCCGCCUUUUCCAUGGCGGUUUCUCGUGGCGCCAAGCCGAUUUCGCCGCCAGUUGUGCUUGGGAACAAUGAAAUCGCCCUGGCCGAGGUUCAUUUGUACGGUGACGUGGUUCUACGUCUAGAAUUGGAUUAUGGGAUCAGGAGGCUCGAUCAUGCUGUAGGGAAUGUGCCUGAGCUCGGGCCUUGCGUUGAGUACAUAAAAACGUUCAGUGGAUUCCAUGAAUUUGCAGAAUUUACGGCUGAGGAUGUGGGGACUGCAGAUAGCGGACUGAACUCGAUGGUUCUAGCUAAUAACGAUGAGACUGUGUUAUUGCCUUUGAAUGAACCUAUACAUGGAACUAAAAGGAAGAGCCAGAUACAGACUUAUUUGGAGCACAAUGAAGGGGCAGGGGUGCAGCAUUUGGCAUUGGUAUCUGAGGAUAUAUUUAGGACAUUGAAGGAGAUGAGGAAGAGGAGUGGGGUCGGGGGGUUCGAGUUUAUGCCUUCGCCACCACCAACUUAUUAUAAGAAUUUGAAGAGCCGGGUUGGGGAUGUCCUGACUGAUGAGCAGAUUAAGGAAUGCGAGGAAUUGGGGAUUUUGGUUGACAGGGAUGAUCAAGGGACUUUGCUCCAGAUUUUCACCAAGCCUGUGGGUGACAGGCCAACAAUAUUUAUAGAGAUAAUUCAGAGAAUCGGAUGCAUGCUCAAAGACGAGGACGGGAAUAUUUAUCAGAAGGCCGGAUGUGGAGGAUUCGGAAAGGGGAACUUCUCAGAACUCUUCAAAUCUAUUGAAGAAUUUGAGAAAAUGCUUGAAGCAAAACAAGUCACGGAAGCAGCUGCAGCAUAA
Messenger RNA from Fraxinus pennsylvanica, 1227 nucleotides. The record is from the annotation of a GenBank genome assembly. NCBI's taxonomy places the organism in Eukaryota, Viridiplantae, Streptophyta, Magnoliopsida, Lamiales, Oleaceae.